AAUGUAAGUGAUUAAUUAAGAUACUAAACAAUUAGUAGGUGAAUUGUGGGAAGUGUAAGUUGACGAAGACUCUAAGAGCAUGUUGCCUCAUAACACACUAUAAGUACAAUGCUUGUUCGUUGCAUGGUGAAGGCCAGGCUAGAACAAUAGCCAUAAAAUCUACUUGUUCCAACAUAAAAAGGCUAGGGAAAAGAAAAUUCUAGAAUAUGGUAGUCUUAGAUUUCUUACUAGUGUUAGGUUUAACCAUCAUCUUUCUCAUUCUUCUUCUUCUUUCAAAAAAUCGAAAAACUAAAGUUUAUAAUCCUCCCCCUGGUCCAAAAGGGUUUCCAAUCAUUGGAAACUUCCACCAAUUUGGCCCCCCAAAAACAAAUUUCGCCGAAUUUUAUACAUUAGGCAAGACCUACGGACCAAUUUUGAAGCUUCGAUUGAUGAAGCAAUCGAUGAUUGUGAUUCAAUCAGCGAAGUUGGCCAAAGAGGCAAUGCAAACAAAUGACAAAAAUACAUGUGAUAGACCAGUAACAACCGGUAGAAAAAAGGUUUCGUACAACUUAUUAGAUGUAGCAUUUGGCCCUUAUAAUGAGUAUGUUAGAGAAAUGAAAAAGAUACUUUCGGCUCAUUUUUCGAGCUCCAAAAACAUGCAACUUUUUGCUAACAUACGAAGGGAAGAAGUUACAAGGUUGAUGCAAAAGGUUUCUUCUUUAUCUUCUGCUUCUAAACUCAUCAACUUGAACGAAUUGAUUAUCAAUUAUGCAAGUGCCAAUGCAAGUAGGUUUAGUUUCGGCAAGAGGUACAACGACGAAGAAGUGUUAGGAAACAAAUAUCAUAGGCUUCUACAUGAUGCUGAAACUAUGUUCACAGCUUUCUUCUAUAAUGAUUAUUUCCCAAUUGUUGGUAAUUUGCUUGAUAAGCUCACUGGAAAAUCUUCAAGGCUUGAAAAGAUUUUUAAGGAAUUAGACGCUUUUUACGAACAAAUCAUCAACGAUCAUCUUGGAGAUAACAAGCUUAAUUCAGAACACGAAUAUGUAGUUGAUCUUCUGCUUCGCCUCAAGAAUGACACUUCCUUUCCAUUUAAACUCACAAUGGAGCACAUCAAAGCAAUUUUUUUGAAUCUUUUUGCUGCUGGAGCAAAUAGCAGCACAGCUACAAUAAUAUGGGUAAUUUUAGAGCUAGUAAAGAACCCAAUUUCAAUGAAAAAAGUGCAAGAAGAGCUAAGGAAUGAAGCACAAAAAAAGGGUACUACUUGUAUAGAAGAAAUUGAUCUCCCAAAUCUCGAAUACUUCAGGGCAGUAGUUAAGGAAACACUUAGGUUGCAUCCCCCAGCGCCAUUGUUGAUUCCGCGAGAAGUAGUCCAUAAAUGUGUUAUAGGAGGAUACAACAUAUUACCCAAAACUAAAAUUUUUAUUAAUGCAUGGGCUAUUGGACGAGAUCCUGAAUGUUGGGAGGAUCCAGAAAAAUUUAUUCCGGAGAGGUUUGUGGGGAGUUCAGGGGAUGUUUUCAAAGCGCUUGAAUGCUUUGCAAUGAUUCCUUUUGGCCGUGGAAGAAGAAUGUGCCCUGCUUACUCUCUUGGUGUUGCUAACCUUGAGCUCGCGCUUGCCAAUUUGUUAUACUCUUUUAAUUGGGAGUUGCCUACGGGUGUAAACAAGCAAGACGUCGAUAACAAAACGAACCCUGGUAUUACAAUGCUCAAGAAAAACACCCUUUACCUUGUUGCGAACAAAUUCUGAUUCAUAUUUGUACUACAUCCUCUUUCCCUUCUCCAUCUUGUUAUAUGUUUAGGGUAUACUUCCUUCAAAAAUAAUACUAUUUCGAAAUUAAAUAUUAUCUCCUUUUUAUUUUGUUUUAAUUCGGUUUUUGUUUUUAAAAUGUACUAACAAUUUAGUGAUUCAAUUCUACAAGUUACGUGCGUCCUUUUUUCUUUUUCUUUUUUUUUUGUAAGUUUGCCAAAGAUGGAAUAUCAAUUAUGUUUAGUCGGUUUGAUUAAAUAUUGUUAAACGCAUCAACUCAACCAAAAACUUAAGCUGACAGUUGAAGCCCAAAAUUAGUUUAUAUAAUCUAUCAUGCCCCUCACAUGAGAGCUUGAAAUGUGGAUGCGAUGUAACAUCCUAAAAAUUUCUUUCCCUUAAAAUACCUGUUUUGCCCUUUUAAAAUACGAAAUAGGAAAAUCUAAGACAUUACCGCCACCGUGAAAACGGCUAAGGCAAUUAUCAAAGACACAUAGCGGAAGACUAUCCCUAAAACCAUUCAAGACAAGUCAACUUAAAUAUCAAACUAAACAAAAGUAAAGUCAAACCAAAG
Messenger RNA from Chenopodium quinoa (quinoa), 2295 nucleotides. RefSeq names its product cytochrome P450 71A1-like. The record is from RefSeq and is a predicted model, not a curated record. Gene Ontology annotation, molecular function: iron ion binding; oxidoreductase activity, acting on paired donors, with incorporation or reduction of molecular oxygen; monooxygenase activity. Bases 207 to 1724 code for a protein of 505 amino acids. NCBI's taxonomy places the organism in Eukaryota, Viridiplantae, Streptophyta, Magnoliopsida, Caryophyllales, Amaranthaceae. The transcript is spliced from 3 exons.